CUGGUGAUCAAAAAGCGAACAAAACAUGGCUUACAAGUUUAUUGUGGUGCUGACGGUAGUUGGCAUUGUAAGGAGUGCUCUGGUGCCUCUGGUUCCUGCUGUUGAUCCAGCUGUUGAUCCAGCUGUUGAUCCACCUGUCCCUGAGAGACUGGAAGACUUUGAUGCUGCGCCUCAAUACAGCUUUGCUUAUGACGUUCAGGACACCCUGACUGGCGACUCAAAGGCACAAUAUGAGACCAGACAUGGUGAUAUAGUACAGGGAAGCUACAGUUUAAUUGAGGCCGAUGGAACAAGAAGGAUUGUUGAUUAUACCGCUGAUCCUGUCAAUGGAUUUAACGCGAUUGUUAGUAAAGAGCCGGCAUUGGCAGCAUUCGCUGCGCCCGCUCUAUCAGUGGCCGGUAUUGGAGGGUCAUCAGUUAUUCCAGGAGCCGGUGCUCCAAAUAGAAUUCAUCCACCUGAGAUACCGGCUACUGGGCCUGAUGCGGAUGUCGAGGUGAUUGAGGCGCGAUCUGGUCCCAUCACACAGCCACCGCAGAAAUUCAUCCAUGGAGUGAAUCAACGCAAUCAGAAAAAUGAACGAAAUGAAAUUGAAUUACGAAAUUCAGAUGGUCUGCCAGUCAGAGCCAUUGCUACCAAUCUUGUAAAUACACUUCAAUAUCGGGCCUAUCCCACUUACAACGCCGCCUACUCUUCACCGGUUGCUUUCACUGCUCCUGUUGCUGGUGUCACAUACGCCCAAACUUAUCUGUGAACUCGUUCAUCUGUCAUGAUUCAUAAUUAUUUUGUGAUUUUUCUUAUACUUGAAUAAACAUCUAUAGGCCUA
Molecule: messenger RNA, 823 nt
Organism: Fopius arisanus
Lineage: Eukaryota; Metazoa; Arthropoda; Insecta; Hymenoptera; Braconidae
Product: cuticle protein 21
Exons: 2
Coding region: 26-751 (241 amino acids)
Cellular component (GO): extracellular matrix
Source: RefSeq, a predicted model, not a curated record